Sphenostylis stenocarpa is the source of this 1812-nucleotide messenger RNA. Lineage: Eukaryota; Viridiplantae; Streptophyta; Magnoliopsida; Fabales; Fabaceae. The record is from the annotation of a GenBank genome assembly.
AUGGUAUUUGAUAGCAGCAACGAAAUGUUGACUGAUUUGGAAAGAAGGUUUGAAUACGAACCUGACCUAGAAGGGGCAAGCAGUGCCUACCAAGCAAAGCUUUCUGGAAGAGGCUGGGCUGGUUCCUUUUCGGCGCCCGCAUUUGAUUUAGAUGUUGGGGCAAGGCUAUACCCUGGGACGGGGGAAAAAUAUUACCAUCUCCCUUCCUUAUCGGACAGAAAGGAAGGCUGCUAUCCGUUCGACGAUCCUACUUCUGAUUGGCAAGAUGACUUCUCAACAGGGCAGUGGUCCGCACGCACCGUCGGAUCAUUAAGGUCAAGUCUUUUUCGCCCUCUACGGCGUAACCGGCUCACCUCUCUCCGGAAACACGCCAAACCAAAGCAAACUUUCUUUGUUGUGGAAGGGGCUAUUGCCUUUCUUAUCGCUCUGCUUCUAGCUAUUCGGAUAGACCACACCUCAGAAAGAAAGUCCGCUAUUCUAUUCCAUAUCAUGGCUUUCUUGUCACGAGCUGGGCUCGAACCAGCGCUUUCCAGAUUAAGAAUCCGGAUUUCCAACCUUCUGAUCGUGACUUUUGUUAUAACAGUCAAGAACUUCACACCGACCAUUCUUAUGUAUUUCAAUACUACCCCAGUGACAUUUGGAAGUGUUGCUGACUUAACAUUUAAGUUUCGACAUAACAAAGCUUGCACCUUUCUUUCACUGCUAACCCCAAUCAAAUAUGGGGCCAGAAAUUGCAGAGGUGCAGGAUCCGAAGCGGUGGCUGCUACAAGAAUGGAAUAUUCUAGCAUGUUAAACGAAAGCGCCGCUUUCUCUGUAGUGUUUCUGGCGAUUUUUGAUGUGAAUUCGGCAGGUCGUCCCCCCUUCCUACGGGUUCCCCCACCAGAGCCUUUCAUAGAAGAGAUAGAGAUAGCUCACCCUAUUCUGAUUAGGGAUGUGGAUAUUGUGCUUCUUGUCAUCGUGGGCGAGAAGGAGAUAUUCACUGACUUAGAGCCUAUUGGAGCCUUCGGCCUUUUACUUUCCAUGCUUCGUGAAGGGCUCACUUUCGAUCAAGGUCAUUUAUGCCUGGACUAUACCUAUCGAAGUCGUUAUGUUAUAAAACAUUAUAAAGUUGAUGAUUCCCACCAAGAAUUUGAUCGCCGGGUCUGUCUCUUACCAGUGCCAGCCUCGGUAGAUUGCGAUAGUCUACCACGAGCAGAUCUAAUCACAAGGAGAUUGGGGGCGACAUGCCCUAUAAGCUAUGGCUCACCUAAACCAAUCAUCAUAUCGGUCCCUAGGCCCCAUUGCCGAAGGAGGGCUAUCCAUGGCAAAUUACAUGAUGCCUCACGGAGCUGCCGAAUCCGAAUUGGAGGAUUUGUUUACUUAUUCCAUCUCUUCUCAGAUAGGUCUGGGGAGCGGGAACGGAGUUUGGAAGAUAUCUUUAGAAAAGGUUUUAGCACCGGUGUAUCCUAUAUGUACUCUAGUUUCUUCGAAGUAUCCCAAUGGUGUAACGCCGUCGACUUAUUGGGAAAAAGGAGGAAAAUCACUUUUCUCUCCUGUUUCGGAGAAAUAAGUGGCUCACGAGGAAUGGAAAGAAACAUAUUCUAUUUGAUCUCGAAUUCAGACCGGGCCAAGCCUUUAAGCCCUCGCUUGAAGAAGCUUAUUGUGAUGAACCUUUCUCGGUGGAAGAAAUCCAUAGCAAUGGAUUCCUAUGAAGCAUUCAGGAACAAGAAGAUUCAAUCGGACGACGAAUUCUUACGUGGUCCAAGGAAAUCAAUAAAAGGUCCGCUUCCACGAUCCCAGCGGGUAGAGGAGCACGCAACUGAAAAACUUUAA